UCCGGCGUGGAGAAGCCUUGACCACGUGCGGUGGGGUGGGCUGUUGGCUGAGUGGACCAGAGAGCUGGGUUCAAGAGGUUGCCCAGCGCGUGGCAACCUCUUGCGAGGCCGAGAUGGCGUCGUCCCAGCAGUCGCGGGUCCUGCGGUGCUGCUCCUGCCGCCUCUUCCAGGCGCACCAGGUGACAAUAAGCCUGAAGUGGACAUGCAAGGCAUGUGGAAAGAAGCAGUCAUUUCUGCGGGCAUAUGGUGAGGGCUCUGGUGCUGACUGUAGACGCCACGUCCAAAAAUUAAAUCUGCUGCAAGGACAGGUCUCGGAGAUGGCACUCAGGUCUCUGGAAGAAGCCGGGCAGCCCGCUGGCGAGGAGAACACAGCUUCUCAGCAGACUGAGCACCCAAGUCUGCAGGGUGGACUCCAGCCCUCAGAAAGCCGCUGGCUGAAGUACCUGAGGGAGGACACUGCUGACAGACUGGAGCCAGAUGGAGAGUGUUUGCAGACAGAGCAGCCAGGCCGUCCCUUCAGUAAAGACCUGCCUAGAAAAAGGAAGUGGAGCCCAAGCACAACCCAGCUUCCACACGUUGCCGACGUGCAGGACUCUGUGGUCACCUGGAAGCCCCAGGGCCAUGUGAGCCAGAGGGGAAAACACCAUGAAGGAAGCAGCUGUGAGGACUCAGGCACCAGGAGUGAACCACCACAUCCUGCCCAGCAGGUCAGAGCCGAGUCUAAGUGGGACCUAUUUCUGCCACCUGGAAACAGCCCACAUGGGGACACGGAGCUUCAGACAUCCCUGUGGAGAGACCCCAGGCCAACUGAUCAGGGGCCCCCCAGCUGUGGCCCUGGUGGGCACCAGCUCCCAGGAACCACCUUGGGUCAUGAGCCCUGUGGGGAGUCCCCUGAGCAGUUGUGGGACACAAGCCGUCGGGCAGAGGACAGACACUUGGUUACACGGACACAAAAGCCCCCCCUGGUGCGAAUGUGGGACCUCUUUAAAACAGGUGAGGACUUCGAUGACAACCUGUGAGCUGAGUAUCUGAUGGCCAUGGAUGCCUCUGGUGGAGCCCAGAUCCCUGGCUCCUGAGGUUGUUCCUACAUAGCAGGAUGAACACACUUCAUGGGAACUGCCGAGAACAAACAUGACCCGUACAGAAGUGUCUUGACUAAAGUGCUUAUAUUGUGUAAUUAAAUUGUUAACAAAUACAGUAA
Molecule: messenger RNA, 1201 nt
Organism: Erinaceus europaeus (western European hedgehog)
Lineage: Eukaryota; Metazoa; Chordata; Mammalia; Eulipotyphla; Erinaceidae
Gene: MRNIP
Product: MRN complex interacting protein
Exons: 7
Coding region: 114-1019 (301 amino acids)
Biological process (GO): mitotic G2 DNA damage checkpoint signaling
Cellular component (GO): nucleus
Molecular function (GO): chromatin binding
Source: RefSeq, a predicted model, not a curated record